Ectocarpus sp. CCAP 1310/34 is the source of this 1433-nucleotide messenger RNA. The record is from the annotation of a GenBank genome assembly. Lineage: Eukaryota; Phaeophyceae; Ectocarpales; Ectocarpaceae.
CAGAGACAAAAGCGAGAGCGAAAGAGAGACGAAAGAAAAGGAGAGCGAGUAGACGGGUCCACGUCUGCCUUGGCCAAGUAUUUCUCGCCAUGUCCUCAAAUUUCUUCCGAGGAACUACGGCAGAACAAGACAGUCGUUGGGGCGAUGCAGAGAAGAAGCUUCUGCGCCGAACGAAGUUUAGCAAAGUAUUGGAACAGAAGGUCAACAUGAAGAAGGUCAAUAUGGACGUGAUGCAGCGAUGGAUCGCUCAGCGGAUAACGUCGCUACUCGGAUUUGAGGACGACAUUGUGGUGGGCACGUGCGUCAACUACCUGUCGGAGGAGGGGAAGCUGGACCCGAAGAAGCUACAGCUGCAGCUUACAGGAUUCCUGGAGAAAUCCACUGGGAUGUUCAUGGAAGAGCUUUGGGGACUCUUGGUGGACGCUCAAAGUAGCCUAGGGGGGAUUCCGUCAGCAUUUCUUCAGGACAAGAAGCAAGAACUACUCCAAAAGAAGGAACAGGAGGCCAAGCAAGAAGAGGAGUUACGCAGGAGAAUGGUGGAACAUCAGCAGGAGCUGGAACGGACAGCCGCGUUAGCACAGGCGCAUGCACCAACGGAACAAGAUGCUAGCUCGAGCGCUGCACCAAUCCUGACUCGCCCGGGCAAAAGGCGCGCGAGCCGUUGGGGUGUUUCUCAAGUCAAUGUCGGGACAGCACCAGACAAGUCGACCCCAGAUGCGGAAAAUGUCGUUGUCACAGGCAAUGAUGCUCCUGCUGCCGUCGGUGGCGACUCUGAAAUGCACAACGGCGAUCGAAGUCCCUCCGACAUAUCCAGCAGUCGACAUGACGAUGGAGAUCGUCGAAAGGAAAAGCGGAAGUCUAAGAAGAGUAGGCACGGCAAAAAAUCUGACCGUAAGAAGCACCGACGGUCCAGGAAGACUGAGGCGCCUGAAAGAAGCGGCGACGAAGGCACCUCAAGCGAAGAAGACGAACAGGGUGACAAGUCUGCGGUGGACGUUGAAGAGGCCCUCAGACAGAGGCUCCUAGCGUCUAAGAAGGAAAGACACACUCAGGGAGAUGAUUGAAAUGCGCCCAAAUCAUGGAAGUUUCAGCAAGAACGAGGUGCCUUCUGCGAGAGAAAACCUCAUCACCUUGAGUAUCACCACCCAAAGACGACUUCCGAUCUCCCUACCGUAGCUCCGCAUCCAAACGGCUAGUGAUGUAGCCGCGCACAGCUUCUUGUAGCCGAUCUACCUCCUCGUUCGUUAGUGAUCGAUCCAUCGACCGGUACGUAAUGCGAAAGCAUCUGCUUUUCCGCUGGGUCUUCGGGUGGGUGAAGUCGUCCAGCAAUCGGAUCUGAAGCGGUCAGGAGUAAUUUUUACAGGCAACAAUUCAGGUGUGGUCGAACUCAGCUCUUUUUUGCUACUCUAGGACAUUUUCUUGGCUGGCUUCGC